Messenger RNA from Coprinopsis cinerea okayama7#130, 2400 nucleotides. RefSeq names its product RNA polymerase I-specific transcription initiation factor RRN3 family protein. The record is from RefSeq and is a predicted model, not a curated record. Gene Ontology annotation, molecular function: RNA polymerase I core binding; RNA polymerase I general transcription initiation factor activity. Gene Ontology annotation, cellular component: nucleus. Lineage: Eukaryota; Fungi; Basidiomycota; Agaricomycetes; Agaricales; Psathyrellaceae. Gene Ontology annotation, biological process: transcription initiation at RNA polymerase I promoter. The transcript has 5 exons. The coding region runs from base 1 to 2400 and encodes 799 amino acids.
AUGCCACUGAAGGAUCCACUCGCAACCAACCCCCUCAAACCAGCCCAGAAAUCAAAGGCUUCUUCUCAAAAUGCUGCUUUGCUCAUUCGCAGACCGAUCGCGACAAACUCGCGUAUCAAGCAAGGUGAAAACCUGCGUCGUGACAUGUAUCUUGCUUUUGUGAAUAACGCUCUCCAGGAGCAAUCCCAGGGGAAGAGUGGUCCAUUUAAUGAACUUGUUAACCAGUUUUCAUUGAAACCGUCAUCUAACGGGGAGCCCCCACAAACCCAGCCGGGCCAGUUGAGGUUUUGGAUCCUCGCAUUGUCGCAUGUCGUUUCUCGCCUCGAACGUAGACAUUCUGCUCUUGUGGAGGCGAUUGUGAAUAUGCCGUGGAUGACGCUUGAUUCCGCAACUGUGAAAUCAUACACAGUCUUCAUUGGUAUGCUUCUCAGUGCGCGACCGGAAUACCUCUCCCUCGUUUUAUCCAAGAUUGUCCAGGGAUUCACACAUCAAUCUGGCAUUCAAGCUCUUGAUCUGGCCAUGCCCGAAGGUUCCUCGAAACCGCUCACACGACGUCUAAUUUACGAUCGCCUGCACUAUCUCCUCAACCAUAUCUUGUCCCUCAUUCCAACUCUACCCUCAACCUUGCAGCCAAUCCUUGUUCGCUAUUUCCCCCACAAACGACAGAACCAACUGGCGCAAGCGACUUACAUUCGCAACUUGCUCCGGAUAUCGGCCUAUUGUCCCGCCCUGACAGACAAGAUCCUUGCGACCAUCAUUGACCGCGCUAUUCAAAUCGAUGUUGAGAUUCAAGUAGAGUUGGAAGAGCUGGAAGGGGAGGGUGAAGACGAUGACCUUCAACACGACGUCUUCGAAUUUGAUCCGUUCGACGUUGUGGUCGGCCAAGAAGGCGACCAAUUCAAUUCGGAUGACGAGGACGAUGGAGAGGGAGAUGAUGACGACUUUGCUGCAGAAGAUGACUUCAGUGAUCUAUCCUCUGAGGGAGGAGAAUAUGACGAGGAGCGUACAGACGUGCCCACGAACGUCAAACACGUCCAAGAAAUGGUCAAAAAGCUAGAUGCAAUAUUGACUCUAAUGUUUGAGCAUUUCAAUCGCGCCCUCACCCAAUAUAUCCCCGAAUCUUCUUCGAAAGAACAGGAUAGGGAUUCCUCACCCGACUUGUCGCUAUCGACCCCGUCGUCACCGACGAUAUCCACCCUGACGCACUCGACACUCACCCCACCACCAACCCGACCUACAUAUGCUUCCCGCGCUGAUACCCUUCGCACAACCUUCCACGCCCUCCUCUCCAUCUUCGACCGCACGAUCCUCAGCACCUUCAAAUCCCGUUAUACCCAAUUCCUCCUCUUCUGGUAUACCUCACUCGACCCCGAAUUCGCCGACAUCUUCCAAGGCAUGCUCGUCGACCGCGCCCUCUUCUCCCCGUCCGAUACGGGAUCCUCUAGCGGCCCCUCCUCCACAGCCGAAGUCAAUCGCGCAGCUGCCGCGUCUUACAUCGGAAGUUUUGUCAGUCGCGCAACGUUUGUGGACCGCGAAGGCACACGACGUGUCGUCGGGGUCCUUUGCGACUAUCUUGGUGCCCAUCUUGACGGUGUAGACGAGGCUAUUCGUGAACAUGGGCCUUCAUGGAUUGCCAACACCACCUCGGCGCAACAUACAGUGUUCUAUGCAGUCACCCAGGCUGUCUUUUUGAUAUUCUGUUUCAGGUGGAGGGACUUGCAGGAGGAUUUGGAGUUUGAUGAUGAGGUUUUGUCAACGGUUGUUGGAGCGAAGGUUGCGAAGGACAAAUGGAUACCGCAUUUGCAGGUUUUGAAGAGGGUGGUUUUGUCGGUGCUCAACCCGCUCAAGGUCUGCUCCAGCGGUGUAGUCGAGCAAUUCGCCAAAGUCGCCCAACAAACCGACUUCAUGUAUUGCUACAGCGUCCUCGAGUCGAACAAGCGCUCGGAAUACAGUGGGGCAAACAGUAACGGCUCGCCUUCGCGUUCCAUGCACCCGUCAUUCCUCCGUGGCAGGCUUAAUGACGAACUGAACACAUUCUUCCCAUUCGAUCCCUACCGCCUACCCAAGUCCAAUUCGUUCAUCCAGAGCGUGUACAGGGAAUGGUCAGAUGUUGCUAUUGAUGAGGAAGACGAUGAUGACGAAGAAGAGGAUGAAGAUGGCGAGGGGGAGGAUAGCAGCAGUGAUGAGGACGGGGAUGAAGAAAAGGACGAAGACCAAGACGGUGAAGAAGAGAGCCCUGUUAAGAAGUCUGACUAUCUUGAUAUACCACGGCCGAAACAGCAGCAGCAGGAUGACGAUGGUGGCCUCGGAGAGUCGCUGGUUGCUAUGAGUAUCAGUCCUCGGGUGAGCGCUUCGGUUACGAUGGGUUCUUCACCGACGAUAUCCAUGUCGCUGUCGUGA